GGCAUGCUGAGCACAGGGCAGGGCUGGGGGAGCAGCUAUUAGUGCCAGUGGAAGUGGUUCUCAAUUAAAAAAAGCCGAUGACAACAGUUUUUAGAUCAAAAGAAGCCUUCCACAGAAGGUUUUCUUUGCUUGGGCAGAAAUGUUAAUCAAUCAGGCUGAGAGGAGCUGCAGCAAAAAUCAUUUUGUUUGGUACAAGUUUGUGAGUUGGAUUUGGCUCGGGGGACACGGGAUGUUAAACACCCAUUGCUCUUCUAAUGAAAACACCUCUGAGAAGGCGAGGAAGCUUCUCCACAGAUGGGAUUUCAGGAUUUUUCCCCAGGUAAUGGAUGGCAAAGCACAAACUCUGCUUUGGAAAUGGAGCAAUUUGUUCAACCGCGGCUGCUCAUGACUGGUUUGGAAAAUCAAAAUAAUGAACUGUGCUGUGACAACGUGGCCUUGCAGUACCUGACUGCACCAGAGGUUUGGUGGCUCGUGUCUGUCUGCAGCCUUCCACCUCUCCUUGGAUCCCACCUGCCCUCACACACUGCUCUAGGACAGAGAUCUCACCAGAACAUCUGGGUCUGGGGAGCCUUCUUCUCCUGGGAGCAGCUCAUCCCCGCAGAGAUGGUCCAUCCCUGGUCCCUCCCUGGUCCAUCCCUGGUCCAUCCCUGCCCAGCAGUUGCACCUUUCCAUGUCACUGUCCCUGCAGACACAGCGUUCCUGUGCAGGGAGGCAGUGCUGGGGCUGACCAGGAGCCAGCCUCUGCUUUGUCCUCGAUCUCAUCGUGCUUUUCAGCCUCUCUUGGGGCAGCUACAAGUGGCUCCAGGUCAGGUUUUCAAGGUUUCCACCUGCUGGAUCGCCACACGCAAAAGUCCCACUGUAGCAAGGGGAAAACAAGUGGCAGGAAAUGCUGUGGCUCCAGCCUGGAUCUCAGCUGUGCCUCGUUUGGGAAUCCUCCCCAGGCACCACCCCAGUGCUGGGCUGCAAGAGCAGAGAUCAGCUCCUGGGUUCAGCAUCUCACCCGUGCCCUCAUCCCCACCUAGGAGGGCCUCCAAGAUAAGUCCCCCCUGGAUAAGUCCCCAGGCCAAUCAUGCUGUGAUUGUUGGGAAAACCAAACAGCCAUCUCAUGGUGGGUCCCUCUUGCUGAAUCUUCUCCAGUGCCACACUGGGUUUCUCCUGCUUUGCCACCCAACACUGUCACUGCACCAGCUGGGGAGAGUCCUGACCACAGGGAUGGGCACAGGCUGGAGAAAUCAGAGAAAAGUCCUGCAAGAAUGAAGAAUUUUCUCUUUUUUCCCUCCAAAUUACCAAGGAAGAUGCAGCAGGAGGUGGGGAUCAAGGGGGAAAUGUGCCGAGCUAGAAAAUAACAGAGAACCCAACAUUUCAGUCUCUUCUCCAUGGGAGAGUCUUGUGGUUGAUGUCUCUAUGUUGGCCAGCAAGCAAACCAAGACAAGACAGUCCUGUGGUGUCACCCUGGGCCACCACCUUCAUCCUCGUGUCCUCUGAGGGCAUUUCUGCUCCUGCACAGAGACAGACCUGCCCCAGGAAAGCCCUUUCAGAGAUGCCUCGAGGCAGAAGACAGCACAGCUCCCACAUGGACACUCAAUGGAAAACGCUGGCACGGAGAGGCUUGUGCAGGAAUACUGAUUCAGCCCCAGCGUCUGUAACACUGACUGCAUUUUAAUCCCGCUCUGCUACCCGGAGAGCUAAAAAUAC
This is a messenger RNA of Passer montanus (Eurasian tree sparrow), 1695 nucleotides long. RefSeq lists its product as uncharacterized. The record is from RefSeq and is a predicted model, not a curated record. The transcript is spliced from 2 exons. Lineage: Eukaryota; Metazoa; Chordata; Aves; Passeriformes; Passeridae. Bases 295 to 1257 code for a protein of 320 amino acids.